AUGGAUUCUCUUCAAAUGAUUUUUUUGGAAGCUGUUUCUAUUGGAGAUACAGUAAAAAUUAAAGAAUUACUUAAAUCUGGAAUGAUUGAUGUAAAUUAUAAACAUAAAAUAAAUGGAUGGAACGCUUUACAUUGGGCUGCUAGAAGAAAUUUUUAUAAUAUUUGUUGUGAUUUAAUAUCUUAUGGUUUUGAUCCAAAAAUAAAAACUAAACAAGGAAAAAGUGCAUAUGAAGUGUUACCUAAAAACGCAAGUGAAGAAUUAAAAGCAUUAUUAUUUAUUGAAGAGAUAGAAAAAAAUAAAGAAGAAAUGGUUGUUAAAGAGCCAGAAUGUAAUUUUACUCCUAAUUAUAUAAAAUAUCCACCAUUUCCACAUAUAAAUAAUAGUAAAAAUGAAAUAAUAAAUGAAAGUAUUAAUUCUUUACCAAAUGUUUCAGAAUCACCAUCAAUAUCAAAUGUAGAGAAGACAUUUUCAUAUGGUAGAAGAGGAUCAGAUGUUCGUACAAGAUUCAUACUUGUUAGAACAUGUUGUUUAAAUGGAAAAGAAGCAUUUAAAAGAGUAACACUUCCUGGUGGUGCAACAGUAAAAUCUCUUAAAUUAACAAUUGAAAAAGCAAUGAAAUUAGGAAGUGUUUUAGAUGUUAUUACAUUACCGGACAACAUUAUUAUUGAAAGUGACGAUCAGAUAAAAGAUUUUAAUGAUUGUCAAAAAGUUGAAGUUGUUUUUGACACAAACCCGAAGAGUGAUUUAGAUAAAAUUAAUAACUUAUCAAACGAAGAUUCUACUUUAAAGAAUAAUUUCAAACUAUAUACUAAUAGGAAAGAUAUUAAAAUAAAGAAUAAGGGUAAAUAUUCUUAUACAGAAGAAAUAAAUAAAGAAGAUAAUAUAAAAAAAAUGAGUGAAACAGAAGAUAAUAUAAGAAAUGAUGAAGAAUCUUUUGGAAUUGAUAGAUUAAAAGAUGAUACACAACUUAAUCAUGAAGAAGAAUUUGUAUCAGAUAUUUCAUUACAAGAUAUUGGUGAAAUAGAAGAAAAGAAAAUGAGUUAUGUAACAAUAGAUAAUGGUUUUAUACAAGAACCACCAUCAACUGAUUCUCCAACUUUUGAUAUAGUAACAAGUGAUGCAGUAUUUGAAGAUAACAAUCAUAAUACUUCAACUAUAAAGAAAGUUUCAAUAAAACAAAGAAAUACAAAUACAAUUAGUGGUUCAAAUGAUUUAGAUCAUGGUUUAAGGCACGUUGCCUCAAUACCUCAUCAUCAGUUUAAGGCAGAACAUGUUGAAGAUCACGUGUCACCAAAAAUUUCUUUAGAAAAAAAGGAAAAAGAAGACAUAGAACUUCAACAAUUUCUUAUUGUUGUUACAACAGCUGCUGCUGUAGCUAUUGGAGUUAUUUUGUCUAUGGUAUUUUAA
Strongyloides ratti is the source of this 1407-nucleotide messenger RNA. Its product is annotated as Ankyrin repeat and Ankyrin repeat-containing domain-containing protein. Gene Ontology annotation, molecular function: protein binding. Bases 1 to 1407 code for a protein of 468 amino acids. The transcript has 6 exons. The record is from RefSeq and is a predicted model, not a curated record. Lineage: Eukaryota; Metazoa; Nematoda; Chromadorea; Rhabditida; Strongyloididae.